This is a messenger RNA of Priapulus caudatus, 703 nucleotides long. Its product is annotated as inositol 1,4,5-trisphosphate receptor-like. Gene Ontology annotation, cellular component: membrane. The annotation marks the transcript as partial. The record is from RefSeq and is a predicted model, not a curated record. Gene Ontology annotation, biological process: calcium ion transmembrane transport. The transcript has 5 exons. NCBI's taxonomy places the organism in Eukaryota, Metazoa, Priapulida, Priapulimorpha, Priapulimorphida, Priapulidae. Gene Ontology annotation, molecular function: calcium channel activity.
GUUCCUGGAGUAUCUGUCAGACCUGUGCGUCUCUAACAACGUAGCCAUCCCCAUCACGCAGGAGCUGAUUUGCAAUGCUGUCCUCAAUCCCAGGAACUUGGACAUCCUCUUGGAGACGAGACUCGUGAAGACACAGGUGGAGGUGGAGAGAGACGACGUGCCCCACGGAGACCUGGUCGCGUACGAAGAGGAAGAGGAAGUCUUCCUCUACUGGGACAGCGGCAGGAAGAGCAAGAGCAUCCGGGAGCUGGCUAUGGGAGCCUCCAGCGGGAAGUCAGAGGACGCGAAGAUACUGCAAUACUACAGGUACCAGCUGGAUCUGUUCGCUAAGAUGUGUUUGGACAGACAGUACCUCGCCAUUGACAAGCUCUCUCCUCAGUUAGACAUCGACCUAAUCCUCAGGUGCGUCGAGGACGCGGCGUUGCCUCACGACCUUCGUGCGUCCUUCUGCAACCUCAUGGUGCACAUGCACAUCGACCGCGAUCCUCAGGAGAUCGUGAUGCCAGUGAGAUACGCUCGCCUGUGGAAGGAGAUACCGGAGCAACUCAGCAUAGCAGACUACGACGGCGGACACUCGAAGGAGACCGAAGGAAGUCGGCCGAAGUUUCUGGAGACGAUUCGGUUCGUUGAGCAUUACCUGUGUGAGCUCGUUAACCACAGCUGGCUGUUCUCCAACAAGGAGCAGAACAAACUUACCUACCAG